ACAACCAAUGACGAUUUGACUCCACCUCAUGAUGCCAUUUAGCAACAACGAUACAUGUUGAUUUGGGGGCAGCCGGAGACAAACAUUGCCAUCGCCUGGGUGCCCUAAAGGACUAGUUCAGACUGUGUAAUGUUCGCCAGGUUCGCGGUGCUUCCCUUUCCUUCUUGCACCGUAGCCCGACCAGUGUUUUAGCGGCUUUUUCGCCCCCCUCCAAACCGCGUGUGUUCUACAGCUGGCAGUGGGACUUUUUCCGGGUGGAUCGCUAUGGAUGUGCUAUGGAUGAUACUGCUGCUGCUGCUCCCGCUCCUGAUGUGGGGCAGCAGCACGUUCGUUUUCUAUUUCAAAAAGUGCUUUUACGUCGGCUGGAUGAUGGUGCUGGCGCUGGUGGCGAUCCCUCUGUGCAUACUGAAGAGCGGCGGAAGAAACGUAGAAAACAUGCGGAUUAUCCGGGUCCUGGUUCGUCACGUGAAGUACUUCCUGGGUCUUCGGUAUGACGUGAGCGGCUGGGAGCAUCUGCAGACGGAGGGACCUUAUGUCAUCGUCUCCAACCACCAGAGCUCCCUGGAUGUUUUGGGCCUGAUGGAGAUCCUACCAGACCGCUGCACCAUGAUUGCCAAGAAGGAGUUGGUCUACGCCGGCACAGUGGGUCUCAUCUGCUGGCUGGGCGGCAUCGUCUUCAUCAACCGCAAGAAGACGAACGACGCCAAGAACGUCAUGGCUGACGCUGCCAAAACCAUGUUGGACGAUCAGAUUCGUCUGUGGGUGUUCCCCGAGGGAACGCGGAACCAGACCGGCGACCUGCUGCCCUUCAAAAAAGGGGCUUUCCACCUGGCAGUGCAGGCACAAGUACCCGUCAUACCCAUCGUUUUUUCCUCCUACCGCAGCUUCUACCUACGGAAAGAAAAGCAGUUCAACUCGGGGACCAUCAGAGUGAAGAUCCUUCCAAAGAUCGAGACAAAGGGGAUGACGUCGGACGAUGUUGCGUCUCUCUGUGACAAAUCCUUCGACGUGAUGCGCGCCGUCUUCGUGAACGUCUCUGACUCCAAACCCACGAGCAACGGGCCGUCGACGCACUGAACCUUUACCAAAUGCUCCCGCCUCUUUUUUCCUCCUAUGUCCCCUCCCCCUCCUCCCGGACCUCCCCCGCUCUCCCUAGGUUGUCCCAUUACCUGGUCAGGAAAACAACAUGACACCCGGUCUCUUGUCAUGAACUCUCUUCUUGUCUAGUCGACGCCUGGUCCAGUCCGCCUCUGGUCCGGACCACACGGCCCGGUCGGUCCUGACCCUCACUGUGCCUGCAGCAGCAGCAGCAGCACCAGCAGCAGCGCUGCUCUGCACGCCGUGAGCGGAGUGACGGACGGCAAGCCGAACAGUAUAGAUGUGUGUUGUUCUUCAUGCAUGCCUUUUUGGAUGGCUCGGUCCACCUUCAUUUUUGCUUUGCUCUCUGGCUUUGUAAGCCUGGCUUUUUUUUUUUUUUUUUUUUUUUUUUUUUAUAAAUAUAAUCUCACUUUAUCACCAUUUUGUACUUUUGUUUAGCAGAUAAUCUUUGGCCUUUUCUUCUCUUAGAAAUGUCAGUGGAUGUUCAUAUGUGCAUCUCAUACUGCCGUUGCUUGAGUUAUCCUCGGGCACUCUUGCAAAAACCAAUUCAAAGUCCCCCAUCUUCCUUCCUUGCUUCCUUUCCUUCUAGUGUGCUCGCUCCCUUUCUGCAUUCCUGUCUAAAGACUAAAGGUGCGGGCUCUCCACGAGUGGUGAAGGUGAGAGGUCGAUCCGCGGACUUAAGUUCCGUCGCUAUGAAUUAAAGUCUAUAUCCAUAUUGGCUCUUCAACCCGAUGACAUGACAUACUUCAUGAUGUCAGCAAGCAAGGAAUUCAAGAGGACACAAUGCGGUGUGUAACAGCACCCAUCUGUACUGAAUUACUGGACUUACGUGGACUGAUGGGUUUUCAAUGUUGUGCAUCGUGGGUGUAUCGUAUGCAUUCAGUCUGUUUCUCUCCAAAAAAAGGUUUGAAAUAACCUGCGUGCAGCAUUGAGCAACAAGUGUCUUCUCGGUGUAACUUUGCUUUCUGUUUAUUUCUUCAUCAAAUAAUCAUAUUUUUUUUUUUGUUGCUCCUCGGAAAGGAACUCACAAGUGAACCUAUUUAAGAUGUGUCAAAAAGGUGAGUUCAUAGUGUGCAACGUCCAACUGUGUUAAGCAUUACUGUUCCAAAGUGCAAGCUACCUGCUGUGCCAUGACUCAGUGUUUUUGGGAAGUUUUCAAUGAAAGCCCAUUAUUAUUAUCAGGCUAUGACCUGCUUAGUCAGCCAAUCACUGACUUUACCAAUGAUAUACGGUCGCUCUUAUAGUCGGGAUGAGGGUCAAAGCGUGAGAUGAUUUUCAAUCUCAAGUGUUUUUUUUUUGUUUUUUUUGGGCUUUGUCUGAUUUCAUUUGUGCUGAUUAACUUGAAGGUUCACUAAUCACUAACGAACCUGGCUGACUUCUAGUCUACACCUCUGAAGGGUUGUCCCCGUUUAGUUUUAUCAAUGUGAAGGUGAAUAACAUGGUUUAGCUGUGAUGAGUGAGCUAUUGCUAAACCUCAUGUGAGAGUAUUAGAUUAUUUAAAAAACGUUGUGGACAUUUCGCCUUAAGUUUGACUGGUUGGUUGUUUUCGGCUAGUUUGCUUUUGUAAAAUGUACAGACAAUAACCGCAUAGAACCGACUGAACUGUUUUGGUUUACAUCCAGGUCUCUGAUGUCACGUUGCUCGCUACCUUUCUACUGUUUGCAAAAUCUCUUAUUUUGCCGCUUUAGCCCAUCAAACGAUAUCUGAGAAUGUAUUUCAGCAUUCAGGACAUUUGUGUACGACUAAUUGCAUCUUAUCCUUCUUUGAUUUUAUCUUUUUUUUUUUGAUUAACGUGGGAUGUUUUCUUUCAUACAGUUGGCUUCACAUCUAGAACGUGUUUAUUUUGACCAUUAAAUGCUAAAAUUAGGCUGACACAAGCACAUAAACCUUCUGAGGAGAUCUUCUUGUUCUGGAUUCAUUAAUACUUCGGUACUGAGCCUGUACACUGCUGGUGAGUGCAACAGUGAUACCUGCUGAGCUUUAAGUUCAAGGCUAGUAUAGAAUACACCCCUCUAUUAAUACUAACCCAUCAAAUUCUGUUCUUGCUUUUUUAUUUAGUUUGAUUAUAUUUAUUGAGUUUCAUCUGUGAGGGCAGAUUCAUAUCUUUGCAGCAAGUGGUUUGAAUGUUAUAAAGUACUCUACCAAAUUUAUUUCUUCCAAAAUAUGACCUAAACAAUAUAAAGUUUGCUAAAGGAGUUGUUUUCCUGUUUAUUUCUUUGUUAUUUUGUAAUACAAAUGUGUGAUUUGUAAGCUUCGCGUCAGGAGCUUGAACCGGUGGCGAACAGGCUCUGCAACGACCCUGCUGGUUGGUUUUGGGCGAUUGUUUACGAAGUAAGAUACUGUAAGAUGAAAUAUUCAAAGUAUUCUUAACCCUAAUAAAGCACUUUUCAUGCUGAGUUUGGGCGGGGAAAAAAAUAAACACGGACUUUCAAGUUUUCUCUGAUUUUCACCAAAGCUAUUAAACGUGUAAUUGUUGCUUUACAUGGAUACGAGAAACGGAGCUGGUGUGUGUGUGUGUGUGUGUGUGUGUGUGUGUGUGUGUGUGUGUGUGUGUGUGUGUGUGUGUGUGUGUGGUCCCUUACUGAAUGUGUCUUUAAAUAUGCACAUAUAGUAUAGACGCCCAUCACACUGUCUGGUUAGCAUUGACAAUGUAUGUUCUUGAUCUCACCUUUUCUGGGUCAACGUGAAUGCCUUGCAAAAGAAUAAAUAAAAAUCAACUUUUCUUUUUCUUAAGUGGCCGUGCAGUGAAAUUCCUGCUUUGCCUUCCUCAGUGAUUACUACAGUCAGCGGUGGAAAGUAACUAAGUACAUGUACUCAAAAUCUGCUUAAGUACAAUUUUAAAGGCACUUCCCUUAAGUAUUUUCAUUUUCUGCUACUUUAAUAUCACUUUGCAUGGCAGUGAGAAUCGCAUGAUCACAUAAACGACCUGGCGGAUCAGGUUUACUUUAUACUUCUGUCACUGAAUGUACAUUUAUCUGAUGGCUGAUUUGUAGAUUUAAUGUUUUGCAAAGUGCAAAAACUAAAAAUCUCUGAAAAACAGGCUGAAAUAAUCCCACCAGACUUCAUACAAAAUAGUUACAUUCAAUACGAUAUAUCUGCAUAAUGAUUACUUGUACUUUUAAUACUUAAAUCUUGCUGAUAAUACUUCCAUACUUUUACUUGAGCAGAACUUUAAAUGCAAGUACUUCCACAAUGUAUUAUUGAUACUUUUACUGAAGUGAAUUUACUGAGUACUUCACUGGUUAAACUACAUGCUGUAUAUACUGUAGGAGAGGCCAACAGGAGAUAUCCAAUGUUGUGUUAGCUUAAUGGAGAGUUCGUCUUACAUCAGCAGUGUAUACAGGACCGUGCAUUUGCAAACAUUAUUCAGUCAGUAAUCCUUUCAUGUCAGAGAGCACACAUGGUGUUUUUGAUUAAGACUUUUUUUUUAUUACAAAAUGUUACAAAACUAGGUAAAAAUGUCUGUUGGAGCACAGAGAAAAUAACUAGACGUAAUCAUAAUUUAAAUAGAUAAAUACAGAUGUCCAUGUCUGCCCCCGGGACAGUUUGGGCUUUAGACAGAGGACACAGCUGUACCGACGCAAAACAAACAGAAGCAAAGUGGCCAGUUUGACGCUCACUGGGUUGGAGUCAGAUGUCACAGGGAUGAUGAUGUAAUGCUGAAACUGGCCCUGCCACAGGUACUCCUACAACAUCAAGAUCUUUGACAGUGAUUCAACAAGAGCAGUACAUGAAGCUGCUGGGAGUAGUGAAAAUCACACAUGAUGAUUUGUGCGGUGAUUGCGUCACUGAGGCGGUUUCUGCUUUCUGCCAUCCCCUUCUUGAAAAAAAAGGUCGGCCAUCUUGGUGCAAUGCGUACAAUCUGUAGGAGGUUUGUGUCAUUAUUAACUUCAUGGGAGAUGUCUGGAAGUGUUUAUUGCGGGCGGCCAUGUUCGGUGGCUAAU
Molecule: messenger RNA, 5042 nt
Organism: Anarrhichthys ocellatus (wolf-eel)
Lineage: Eukaryota; Metazoa; Chordata; Actinopteri; Perciformes; Anarhichadidae
Gene: agpat2
Product: 1-acylglycerol-3-phosphate O-acyltransferase 2 (lysophosphatidic acid acyltransferase, beta)
Exons: 6
Coding region: 265-1077 (270 amino acids)
Biological process (GO): phosphatidic acid biosynthetic process
Cellular component (GO): endoplasmic reticulum; membrane
Molecular function (GO): 1-acylglycerol-3-phosphate O-acyltransferase activity
Source: RefSeq, a predicted model, not a curated record